UUUUUUUUUUUUAAUAAUAAGUAUUCUUCAUCAUUUAUUUGAUAUUCUUCUCCUCUUUAUCCAGUUAUUUUGUCUCUAUUUAUUGAAGAAUGACUCUAUUGACUUCGUUGAAAGAUUUUACAAAGAGACAUCGACGAGGUCUUAUUGUCACUGCCACGCUUGCAGGUGGUACUUAUUUAGCCGGUCGUUAUGCCACCAACAAAAUAAAGGAAUAUCAAGAAAAAUCAACCAGUGAACGUUUAGCUAAAGAAAAUUUGAAACGUCGAUUUCAGCAAAAUCAAAACGAUUGUGUAUUUACUGUGUUGGCUUUAUUACCUACUCUUGGUGAUCAAAUCUUGUAUGAAAUGAAUGUGGAAGCAUCUUGGACCAAAUUACAAGAAUCUCGCAAACUAGAAAAGUUGGAAUUAAAAAAGAAACAAGAUCGUGCCUUACGAAAACAACAACGACAAGAAGAGAAGGAAGCUAGGAUGGUUGCACAGUUGGAAGCAGUGACAAUAACAGAAGAAGAAGAAGCAAAACAAACAACAACAGAAACACCAUCAACAGUAGUCGAAGAAACUUCACAACCGGCUAAAACCUCGGAAGACAUUAAGGAAACUACUUCAGAAGAAGACGAUGCAUUGAAAAAACCAUUGGAUAUGAGUGUUGGUAGUAUCUCUGACUCUGUUUAUACAACUGGAACUGGAUCUUCUUCUAUGGUAGUGGUGGAUCAAGAUCAAGGUAAUGAAGAAGAAGAUGAUGAUGAUGAUGAAGAAGUUAUACCUGAAGGACUGUUAGACAAGAAAGCCAAGUAUCUAUUAUGGGAAGAUAUCAAAGUGACAAGUUUCACAAGAACAUUAACUACGAUUUAUUCAGUAACAUUAUUAACUAUGUUGACACAUAUUCAGCUCAAUUUACUUGGACGAUUUACUUAUGUUUGGUCAGUCUCUGUUUUGAAUAAAAGUGAACCUACUAUUCGAUUACAACAUGAUGAUAAUGAUCAACCGGAAAAUGGCUUUUUGGAUCCAUUAACUGAACGUAUGUUCCUUAGCGCUAGUUGGUGGUUAUUACAUCGUGGUUGGAGAAAAUGUGCUGAAAGGGUGAAAGAUGGUGUUGAACAAGUGGUUGGAAGUAUACCUUUGAAGAGUAUCCUUACUUAUGAUGGUACUGAAGAAAUCAUUCAAAAACUCCGGAAGAACAUUGAAUACGAAGAUGAUGGAUAUACUCCCUUUAGUUUUAGAUCAUGGAUGUUACCCGAUACGCAUGAAGAAGAAUUGGAACUUUUAAGAGAGACUGGAUUUUCAGGAAUGGAUGAUACCAAUGAAUCUACUGUUACUUUACGUCAAUUAUUAGAUGAAACUAAAGAUUUUAUUGAUAGCCCUGAUUUUAUUACGGUGUUUUCUUGCUGCUUAGAAGAAGUUUAUAGUAUUUUUGAUCAUAAUGCAUUUGGAAAGGUUUUAUUACCUAGUCCUCUUGAUUCUUCAGUACAACGUAUUCAAGAAUUGACGAAUGAUUCGAUUGAGAUCAAAAAAAUGACUUUAGCUAACUUAUUACCAGCCAUUAGUCGACAAGCUCAUUUGGUCAUAGCUGGCAAUGAAUACUUGAAUGGAUUUGCUUAUCUUAAGGAAUUACAAGCAUUCUCAGCCAUGAUAUAUACUCAAUAUGGACAAGAAGUGACAAGUUCUUCUUAACUAGUUAUUAUUUAUAUUUAGUUUAGAUUUCUUUAUGAUUCUUAUUAUGAUUCUUAUUAUUAUUAUUAUUAAACUAUUUGAAGAAGAAGAAGAAGAAGAAGAAGAUGUAUACUUUCAAUAAUAAUUAAAUAAUAAUAACGAUGAUGAUGAUGAUGACGAACUCCAUCUGGUUAUUA
Messenger RNA from Halteromyces radiatus, 1846 nucleotides. RefSeq names its product Peroxin-3. Lineage: Eukaryota; Fungi; Mucoromycota; Mucoromycetes; Mucorales; Cunninghamellaceae. Gene Ontology annotation, biological process: protein import into peroxisome membrane. The record is from RefSeq and is a predicted model, not a curated record. Gene Ontology annotation, cellular component: peroxisomal membrane. Gene Ontology annotation, molecular function: protein-macromolecule adaptor activity. The transcript has 7 exons. Bases 90 to 1670 code for a protein of 526 amino acids.